Messenger RNA from Rhizophagus irregularis DAOM 181602=DAOM 197198, 618 nucleotides. The record is from RefSeq and is a predicted model, not a curated record. Lineage: Eukaryota; Fungi; Glomeromycota; Glomeromycetes; Glomerales; Glomeraceae.
AUGAUGUUAUAUAAGCUUGUUGUGCUCGGGGAUGGUGGUGUUGGAAAGUGUGCUCUCACAAUUCAAUUAUGCCUAAAUCAUUUUACAUACGAUCCAACAAUUGAAGACUCAUAUCGAAAACAAGUUAUCAUUGAUGACGAGCCCUGUGUAUUAGAAGUACUGGAUACCGCUGGACAAGAGGAAUAUACUGCUUUACGAGAUCAGUGGAUUAGAGAUGGAGAAGGGUUUCUUUUGGUCUAUUCUAUAUCUUCACGUUCAACAUUUGAACGGGUAGAACGAUUUCGAGAUCAAAUCACUCGCGUAAAGGAUACUGAUAAUGUUCCACUUAUGCUUGUUGGUAAUAAAUGUGACAAAAUCACUGAGCGUGAAGUUUCGAGAGAAGAAGGGAUGAAUAUGGCAAGGAAACUUAGAUGUGAAUUUAUUGAAAGUUCGGCUAAGACAUGUGUGAAUGUUGAAAGAGCAUUUUAUACAGUAGUUAGGAUGAUACGUGCAAAUAGGGAUGGUGGAUAUAGAAGAAAGAAAAAAAGAAUAAACAUAAGAAUUAAAAAGCCGAAAAGACCUAAUCCCAUAAUUUUUUUAAGAAAAAAGAAAAUGAAUUUUUCUAGAUUACUUAGCUAA